CUGUACAGUUAACAUCAGUCCAAAUACUUAAUUCAUGUGUUAAUGAACUUAGUGAUUCAAUGCUGUUCACAUAUACACAUAAUCCCAAACCAUUAAACAAUUUGUGAACAGUGUUUUUCAUUAUUAAUGAGAGUGGUCAAAUAAUGUGUUGUUUACUUAAUGAAUUAAUAUUUUCUAAUAAGUGUUCACAAUUACAUCACAUUGAAUAGUGUGUAAACAUAGAUACUCAUAAACAGGUUGAUGAAGGAUGUUGAUAAAUGAACUUAAAAUCAGGACAUUCCAUGAGCAAUUAAAGAAAAUAAGUUAUUAAAGGUAAUUAAGCUGUCCCUGCAUUGUGUCAGAUGGUAUAAAUAAGACCCUUUUCAAUUUCUGUUCAUUCUAUUACCUUCCCCCUACAAAGAAACAUUCAUACUCAUCUAUUACCCAGCAAUGGCCAAGUUUGCAGUAUUUGGGAGCAGCUAUGUUACUCGUCUUGAGAGAUAUUGUCAUGGUGAUCUUAAGGUUCCUGGCACCGUCAGAUUCUUCGGGAAGGGUGGCAUGCGUUCUGAUUCGAUUCCAAGACAACUACUUAGAGACCUGAUAGAGUACAACCCUGAUGUUGUACUCAUCCAACUAGGAGGAAAUGACAUCUCAGCGACAUCAUCUCCCAACGACAUUUUCCAGAGACUUCUGACACUGCAGGUGGACCUACAUCAUGCUGGAAUUCAGGAGGUGUACUUUACAGAGAUUGUGCGACGUGGUAACUUUGACAAGUCCCCAGGCCUGACAGCGACGUCUUUUGAGAAACAACGGAAGAAGAUAAAUCGACUACUGCUGACUAGACUGAGUUACAUCAAGAUUAGAGUUAACUUUCCGGAGGACUAUGACCGUGACCAAGUGCAUUUCAACGACUCAGGACUCAGGACCCAGUUCCAUGCUUUGAGACGACCAUUUUUUGCAUAAUUGAUUGAAAUUGAUAAACACCUUUUAUUAUGUCAUGUUACGCUUUGUAAUUUAUAAUAUGUUUCAAGCAUUUAAUCUUAAAAAUGAUUGAUUUAUUGAUAAUGGGUAAUAGAGACAAUGUUAUAAAACAUAUACUUUAAGUGUGUCACUAUUCGCUAGAUUUAAAAAUGUAUGACAUUGUAAAAUAAAUAAAAAGGUUGUAUUAAAUUUAUGUAAUUCAUUUUGAAAUAGAAGCUGUUUUGAUAUAUAUUAUGUAUAUUGUUAUAAUGUAUGUCAUAUGUUUCAAUAUUUAAUCUGUUGAAAAUGAAAAUACACAUGCAUCAUAAUUCUAUGUGUACAAUAAUGAUUUCUUUAAAUAUAUCAUUUGUAGAUUUGAU
Pecten maximus is the source of this 1319-nucleotide messenger RNA. RefSeq lists its product as uncharacterized. Bases 430 to 942 code for a protein of 170 amino acids. The transcript has 2 exons. Lineage: Eukaryota; Metazoa; Mollusca; Bivalvia; Pectinida; Pectinidae. The record is from RefSeq and is a predicted model, not a curated record.